Messenger RNA from Ectocarpus siliculosus, 1257 nucleotides. The record is from the annotation of a GenBank genome assembly. Lineage: Eukaryota; Phaeophyceae; Ectocarpales; Ectocarpaceae.
AUGACAAACGGGAAAAGACAAUGUCGGCCAGGCACUUCGGCGACCUCAAUCGCCAUGGCAGCGCUCGCGGUGGUGCUGUCCUACAUGGAUGGCGAGGUCCUAGCAGUGUGCCCCAACAUGUGCAACGGCCACGGCGAAUGCGGGCUGGAGAAUGUUUGCGAGUGUGAAACUGGCUGGGACCUUGUCGCCGACUGCUCGCUGAAGGAGUGCCCAACAGGCGUUUCUUGGGGAAGCAAGGCAUAUGAGGAGAACACAGCACACGUUGUUAUGGAGUGCUCCAACGUCGGGGUUUGCGACCGGGUCACGGGGUCCUGUUCAUGCCCCUCGGGCUACACGGGGUCGGCUUGUCAGAGGCUUGCUUGCCCCAACGACUGCUCUGGGCGGGGCACGUGCGCUACCCUUGGUCAGGCGGCUGAGUUUUAUGGAGUGACGCGAUACGGCGGGGUGGGUUCGUUCGUCUAUACGAACUGGGAGGCGGACAUGGUAAUGACCUGCAUCUGCGACUGGGGCUACACCGGGGGGGACUGCUCGCUCAGGAUGUGCCCCAAGGGGGACGAUCCCGUGACAACCCUGCAGGAGAGCCCUCGGGUGGCGAUGACGGUGAACGCUACCGAUGGAGUCAUGGAGGGGAACUUCGUUCUCACGUUCCAGGGGGAAAGCUUCGCGUUCCCCGCGAACGCGACGCAGUUCGAUUCCACCGAUUGUGAGGCCGCCUUCGAAGGGCUGGGCAACCUCGAAGACGUGACGUGCUCUCGAGGAGAUGUGGGCGCAGAGGGCGGGGCGACCUUUGACAUUGAACUGGUGGCCUUUCCCACCUUCCCGCACCAGAACAACGUCUUCUCGCACGAUGGAUGGCCGGGACUCGACGCCUUCUCCUGCGAUGCCGCUAACAUCACCGGGGCAACGGACCCCGUCUGCAAGUUCACCGUGCUGCAGGAUAACAAUUUGAAAGAGUAUGAGUUUUGCAGCAGAAGAGGCAUAUGCGACUUCGAGACCGGGAGGUGCGAUUGUGUAGACGGAUUUUCGAGAGCCAAUUGCGACGUGAGUGAGAGCCAAAUCACCGAGGAUCUCGAUGCGGACGUUUUGGAGCUGUACACUACGCUGGCAAACUUCACCGGGAACGUCUUGUACCUCAAGACGGAGAGGGAAUCGAGCUCAUAUUUCAACCUCAUCAAGGCGGCUUCUGAAGGCGAAAACACGUUUGUUCUAGCCGGCGAUGGUACCCUCCGUAUGUACAAGGUACGCGAACUCUUUUAA